This is a messenger RNA of Armigeres subalbatus, 1123 nucleotides long. RefSeq names its product serine protease snake-like. Gene Ontology annotation, molecular function: serine-type endopeptidase activity. The transcript is spliced from 4 exons. The coding region runs from base 46 to 1068 and encodes 340 amino acids. NCBI's taxonomy places the organism in Eukaryota, Metazoa, Arthropoda, Insecta, Diptera, Culicidae. The record is from RefSeq and is a predicted model, not a curated record. Gene Ontology annotation, biological process: proteolysis.
CAGUUUUCAGCGCUCGUUCAGUUGACUACGAACUAUCGUAUCGCGAUGAGUGUAAUUAAAUACUAUCGGUUCACAUCGAUGCUAUGGUUUGGCCUCCAACUGUGGCAGAUCGCGUUGGUUCAAGGACAUCGCAUUUCCGAACGAAAAUGCAAAGAAUACAUCGCACAAAACACCGAACAAUCCAUCGGAGGAACUCUAAGCCUGGACCCGGAGCUUGUUGUCUACGAACGAACAAACUGCUCCACAUCGGUUGAUUUGAUCAUCAAUGGUGUUGAAGCACUGAUCGGAGAGUUUCCGCACCAAGCCCUGUUAGGCAAACCGAAAGAAAACUCCACCAGCGAACUGGACUUCUACUGCGGGGGGUCGUUGAUUAGUGAGUGGUUCGUUCUCACGGCUGCGCACUGCCAGCGUCCGAUGAUUGUCCGCUUAGGGGAACACGAUCUGCGCGAACAAAGCUUCGACGAGGAGGACUACGAAAUAUCGGAUUACAUCAAGCAUCCGAUGUAUAAAAUUAGUAAGUCCUACUACGACAUUGCGCUGGUGCAGUUGGCAACAAAGAUUGAGUUCCACAGUUUGGUGCGGCCUUCCUGCCUGUGGACGAGUGAUCCAUUCAACAUGAGCUCUGUGGUGGCAACCGGUUAUGGAGCGACUGAAAAUGGAGGUCACAAUUCGCCGGUACUGAUGAAGGUGCGUCUGAACGUGAUGGAUCGAGAGAAAUGUGAGAACCGAUUCGAAUGGAACAGAAAAUUCAGCGAUGGCAUCAAAGAGGAACAGUUGUGCGUCGGAAGUCAGGAGGGCGGAAAAGAUACCUGCAACGGAGAUUCCGGUGGUCCCAUUCAGGUGGCAACAGAUGUGAACACAUGUGCUUACUACAUCGUUGGAAUAACCUCUUUUGGGGGUGCCUGUGGAACGGGAACGAGUGAAUCGGUUUACACAAAGGUAGCGAGCUAUCUGGACUGGAUCGAAGAGACAGUUUGGCCGUCGGAAUGGUUGCAGCUACGACAAGAUCUCGGCACGGAAAGCCCCAAGUCUUUCAAUGAUGGUCGAAUCUAUUUUCCUGAUGAUUAAUGUUUUUAUAAAAUAUUUAACUAUUCAAUGAAACAGUAAAGUUUUCUAUACCAAA